AUGGCAAUUAGCAGAAAUUUGAGAAGAAGCUCGUUUUUGAGAUUAUUUAGAGACGAUACGUAUAACAGAAACGUAUGUAGAAGACAUUUCGCAUCCUUCAAUUUUAUCGACGAUAAAAAAACAGCCGAGGAGACAGUGUAUUUUAAGAAACAAGAGGAAGCCAUAUUGGCCCGGAUGUUGGAGAAGGAUCCGUCACUUGACCCAAGAUACUCUGCACCUUCUUACGAACUGGAACUGUUCAGCGAUUUAUCUCUAGGUAAUGAAGAACAAUUUAUGGAAUGUUGUAGCUUUAAGUAA
Messenger RNA from Theileria orientalis strain Shintoku, 297 nucleotides. RefSeq lists its product as hypothetical. The coding region runs from base 1 to 297 and encodes 98 amino acids. NCBI's taxonomy places the organism in Eukaryota, Apicomplexa, Aconoidasida, Piroplasmida, Theileriidae. The transcript is spliced from 2 exons. The record is from RefSeq and is a predicted model, not a curated record.